CUAUGGAUUUCUAAAAUCGCCAUGGGCAAGCCCUACGAGCUGCGGCAUUCGCCCUCGCUGGCGAAAGUCACUGUGCACGUGCCUGCUGCGCCGCAAAGGUUUGCCAUCUUGGCCUGUUUUGUUGCACUUCAUGGCAUUGCCUUGCAAUUUUGCAUCUCAACCUCUGGCGAAGCUCAUCAGGUGGCCUUAGAGAAGAUCCGGAAAAAGAACAGAGAGGAUUUCCUCAAUGGCACCAAAGAAGAGGACAAAAUGCCCUACGAGCUUCCCUCUGAGUGGGCGCCGAAUCCGUGGGCGAGCGCAUCCCUCUUUGGGACGAUCUCCCUUCACGCAUUUUUCUUCCUUCUGUGCCGGUGGAAGGUUGGCUUCCGAGCUACAGUGCAUUUUCAAGACGCUCGACAAGUGCGAGAAGGCUACUACGUUCAGGUGGUGCCUUUACCGCACAGGGGUCUACCAGCACUAGUACCGCUGACGUAUUGUGACACAACCUGCCGCUUGGGCUUCAUUUUCCAGCGUCAGCAUUACGAAUACCUCGAGCCAGGUGACGGCACAGAUGCAGAUGAGGAGGUUGGUGAGGUUCAGCUUUUGCAGUGCCCAGUUAGCGAGCCCCUGGGGAAGUACCUUGAGGCUAAGGGCUUGAGCAGUGACGAUGCAGAACAUCUCAAGGAGAAAUUUGGCGAAAACCUGUUGGAGGUAGAGCUGCCAACCUUUAUGCAGUGCUACAAGGAGCAGUUACUUUCGCCCUUAGUGAUUUUCCAGAUCUUCGUUGCGCUCGUCUACGCAGCAGAUGACUUUGUGAACUACACCUUGAUGCAGUUGCUGGUGAUUCUCACAAUGGAGUCCACCAGCGUCUUUCAGCGGCUGAAGACCAUGAAAAUGCUGAACAACAUGGGCACAAAGUCUUUUUCCAUCAUGGUCUACAGAGGUCGCCAGUGGGUCGAAAAGAGCACUUCGGAUCUUGUUCCCGGAGACCUGAUCGAGCUGGUGACGGUAAAGAGCAACACCGAAGCAACGCCCGACGAGAAGGUGGCACCAGACAUUGUGCCCUGCGACUGCGUGAUGAUCCGUGGUGAGGCGGUGGCCAGCGAGGCAAGUCUCACAGGUGAGUCCGCACCGCAAAUGAAGGAUGCCCUGGCCAUGGAGGACAGAACGUUGGAUCUGCAGGGCCGAGAUCGAGUCCAUUGCCUGUUCUCAGGCACGCGCAUUGUGCGCGCCACAGAGGGCACCAAUAAGGAGGAGGUCGAGGCGACAAGACCUGCCAGCGACGUGCCAGCCACUCCCAACCAGGGCUGCUUGGCCUAUGUGGUGCGUACGGGCUUCGCAUCAUCGCAGGGUCAACUCCUGCAGAUGAUCGAGUUCUCCCAAGAUAAGGUCUCUGGAGACACUCGAGAGGUCAUUGUGGCUAUUGUGAUCCUUCUUUUCUGUGCGCUCAUAGCAGCAGGCUACGUCCUCAAGGUCGGCUUGGAAAAAGGUGACAAGACGCCUCAUGAGUUGCUGGUGAAGUGCGUACUGAUCCUGACCGCGGUGGUACCGAAGCAAUUGCCCAUCCAGACUGCCAUGGCUGUCAACACAGCCUUGAUGGCACUCUCACGAGCAGGGGUCUUCUGCACAGAACCCUACCGCGUGCCAUUGGCGGGCAAGCUUACGCAUUGCCUCUUCGACAAGACUGGCACCCUCACCACUGAUACCCUGGUGCCUGUGGGUGUGGUGAACAGAAGUAGCGAGCCGGGAGCAGAUGGACAUUUGCCAAAGGUUCAAGUGGCCGAUGCAGAGACUGCUGCAGCUCUUGUGCUGGCAGCCUGCCACUCCCUGGUUCUCGUGGACGGCAAACUCACAGGAGAUCCCAUCGAGGUUGCAGCUCUACAAGGCAUCGGUUGGUCCUUUGAUUCUCAGGCAGAAACGGCGUCACCUCAGGCGACGCAGGAUUCACAAGGAAAGAAGCAAGGCAUCAAGUCCGUUCGAAUCUUGCAGCGUUUCCACUUCGCAUCUCACCUCCAGAGGAUGGCCGUGGUCGUGGAGGUGGCGACGGAAGGCUCAGCCAACCUGGAAGGGCCGGGGACGUAUGUGCUGGUGAAAGGUUCCCCAGAGGCUGUCAAGAAGCUGCUGGCGAAAGAUACUGCGCCAGGGUGGUAUGACAAGUCUCAUACGGACUUGGCGGAGCGGGGCUUGAGGGUGUUGUCCCUUGCCUAUCGGCGCCUUCCCACUCGUCAAGACAAGAUGGCUAGGGAAGAGGCUGAGAAGGACCUGAUUUUCGCGGGCUUCAUCGCAUUCGAGUGCCUGGUUCGUAGAGAUUCAGCCCUGGUCAUCGGUGCCCUGAACGAGUCUGGGCACAAGGCGAUGAUGGUCACAGGAGACUCCCCACUCACAGCCCUGCACAUUGCUCGCACAUGCGGCAUUGCAGACGGUCAAUUGCCGGGGCUUCUUUUGAGCAAGGCAGAUGAAGGCGAAGAGUGGGUGGUGGUCACCGGUGAUCGAGCAGGUGAGCGCCUGCCAAGCACAGAAAGCUGGACGGAUCUUGCAAAGAAAUAUGCAUUGAUGACCACAGGAGAUGUCCUGGAUGCUGCGGUGUCGCGCGAGCCUGAACUUUGGAAGGUGGUGGAUGAGAUUCGUGUCUUCGCACGGAUGACACCCCAAGGGAAGGCCAAAAUCAUUGAAGAGCUGCAAAAGCAGCAGAGUCACGUUCUCAUGUGCGGCGAUGGCGGCAACGACGUUGGUGCAUUGAAGCAGGCUGAUGCUGGUUUGGCGUUGCUGGCCGGCUAUGGCAAUGUGAACACAGCUGACAACAAUGAGAUCAACGAGACAACUGAGAACACUGACGAAUCAAAGAAGGCAGAAGUGGCACUGAACCAACGAGACGCUGAGCUGGCAAAGAAGAAUCGGAAAGCAGCCAAGGCGAGAAAAGACUUCCUGUGGCAGAAGCAGCGUGAACUGCAGGAUUUGCAACGUCAGUGGCUGGAAGAAGAGAUCGAGGUUCGAGCAAAACGUGGUGAGACUGGCAUCAUGUCGCAGGCAGGGGCCAUGAAAGCGUCAAUGGGACGCUACACUGAAGAGCUCAAGAGACAGAUGAAGGAGUAUGACAAGACUCACGGCAACGUUUACGAUGAGAAGGAAUCCGGACAGUCAGCUCCAAAAGACCCUGCAGCGAUGCUGGAGGGAAUGGAUCAUGGCGGUCUGCCAAUGGUCAGGCCAGGCGAUGCUUCGAUCGCUGCUCCUUUCACUACCAAGGCACCUUCUGUGAAGAAUUGCGUGGACUUGAUUCGACAAGGUCGAUGCACGCUCUUGUCGGCUCUACAGCAACAACAGAUCAUGAUGUUGAACUGCAUCAUCAAUGCCUAUGUGUUGUCAGCUCUCUCGCUAGAAGGGUCUCGUUCAUCAGAAAGGCAGAUGAUCACAUCCUCAUGGCUGUUGACGACGGCAUCUUUGGCCUUUACGUAUGCAACGCCCUGUGAUAGGAUGCACCCUGUUCGUCCAUUACGUUCACUUUUUCACCCAGCGGUAUUCAUCUCCAUGCUGGGUCAGGCAGCCAUCCACCUUUUCUGCAUGGUGGCAGCCGUUCGAAUGGCCCGCGCAGCCAUGGAGGAAGGCUCUCCAGAACGGCAAGCAGGCUGGACUGGACCCUCACUACAGGACGUCUCCGAGUUCUGGAAGAGAGAAAGGCUUAGACGCCGGGGCUUGAUUGAACAGGAAGAGGAGAUGGAUUGGACGCAGUACGCGAUCUCUGCCUGGACUCAGCCUUUUCUGCCCAACUUGAUGAACACCGUGGUGUUCUUGGUCGAAACUGCUCAGACAGUUGCGAUCUUGUUUGUGAACUACAAGGGCCAGCCGUGGAUGAAAGGCGUCAUGGAGAAUCGGGCCUUGUUCCUUUCUGUGCUUACAGUUGCUGGAAGUGUGGCGGCCGCAGCGUGGGAAUUUCAGCCUCAACUGAAUGAGUUGAUCCACCUCUCGCCGUUCCCCAAUGAUGAGUUUCGAUGGAAGGUCAUGGCCCUGGUGGGACUGACGCUGCUGGGCACCUUCCUUUGGGAUCGACUGUGUGUCCUCUUUUUCGCACCCGAGAUCUUCAAGGCCAUGGUCGACUCUGCGAAGAAGACCACCUUCAAAGAUGACGUCGUGCCAGUGUUUGUGACGGUGGGCAAGGUGCUAGGUGUCUUUGUCAUUUUGGGCACUGGGAAUAUCCUCAUGGCCGGUCUUGCGUACUGGAUGUACCGAAGACAUUCCAAAGAUCCAGACGAAUGAGGAUGCUUCAUGCGCUGACGCAGCUUGAUCUGAGCCGUAGAAGCGAACAGGCCACUUGAUGGCACGGCAGUUUUCCCUGCCAAAAUCGGACUCAUGCGGCCCAAAA
Cladocopium goreaui is the source of this 4336-nucleotide messenger RNA. The record is from the annotation of a GenBank genome assembly. Lineage: Eukaryota; Dinophyceae; Suessiales; Symbiodiniaceae.